Molecule: messenger RNA, 510 nt
Organism: Staurois parvus
Lineage: Eukaryota; Metazoa; Chordata; Amphibia; Anura; Ranidae
Source: the annotation of a GenBank genome assembly
UGGAUCGUCUGGCUCGACAGACAGGGCAUCGGGUCACCAGGCAUGACAGCGGACACUGGGUUAUCAGGCAUUGGAUUGUCUGGCUCGACAGCGGGCAUCGGGUCACCAGGCAUGACAGCGGGCACCGGGUCAUCAGGCAUGACAGCGGGCACUGGGUCAUCAGGCAUUGGGGUCACCAGGCAUGACAGCGGGCACUGGGUCAUCUGGCAUUGGAUCGUCUGGCUCGACAGCGGGCAUCGGGUCACCAGGCAUGACAGCGGGCACUGGGUCAUCAGGCAUUGGAUCGUCUGGCUCGACAGCGGGCAUCGGGUCACCAGGUAUGACAGCGGGCACCGGGUCAUCAGGUACCGGAUCGUCUGGCUCGACAGCGGGCAUCGGGUCACCAGGCAUGACAGCGGGCACUGGGUCAUCAGGCAUUGGAUCGUCUGGCUCGACAGCGGGCAUCAGGUCACCAGGUAUGACAGCGGGCACUGGGUCAUCAGGCGUGAUAGGAUCAUCAGGCUGGAUCAG